CUAGUUCCAGCUUCGGAAUCGUAUAAUGUAUCUGGACUUUGUCAUAUACUAAAAGUUUCAUUAUUGAUUAAACAAAAUGGCGCUUUGUUGGAAUUUUGCGUGUAUUUAUCUUUUUUAUGCGUUCCACUUUGUCAAAGGUUCGGAAACAAAAAAACUGACCCUGAAUGCGACUGAGAUAUAUAAAAAUAAUACCAUCAAACUGACUUGUAACAUUCACGAGGGUACGGCACGCUCAGUUGGCUGGUACAGGAACCAAGGUCGAAAGGUCAUCUCUAUUGGUUACGUCCAUGGCCUCUGUGAAACAAGUCCUCCUGAGCUGCCGUUUUCAGCGGAGUGUCGGUGUUUGGAUAUAACCUUGUAUACUUGCACGCUGACAGUGGAGCCGUCAGUGCAUAGCGGAGACGAAUGGGAAUGCUCGUAUGCAGAUAAUGGGUUAUCUAUCAAAAGCAACGAAGUAAGGAUAAGUGGGUCCAACGUUAGCCAUACUACAACAGAUUCACCUUCAACCGUAUCACGGAGCACAAGGCGUAGCGACGUUGUCAAAAAAGCUGUUUAUAUUCAAGAAACAACACAAGAUAGUACGACAGUAGCGAUUGAGAAAACGAAAGAAGAUACGACACAUGCAGGAAAAAGUAGGGAGAUACCAGCGAAUAGAAAAGACGUCGACUUCACAACAAUGCAAAAUCCAGCCAAGUUAUCUGGUGGCGUGUCAGAUAUGACUAUUAUCCUGGCACCUUCUUGCGGUGGGGUGUUUCUGGUGGCAACUGUUGUUUUGAUAAUUUGCUGUAUGAAGAGGAAAAAACGUGGACCAGAUGAGCAAUCUGAAAAUGCAACGAUGAGGAAUGGCGUCAGGACCCAAUCAAUAGUAAAUACUUUAGAACGCAUCUACGCUAACAACAGUGAGGCGAGGCGUCCAAGUGACGAACAAGCACGGAUCGGACAGCGAAAUGGAAACGCCAGCAACGGAAAUGCACAGGAGGACCAGUAUUAUCUCCAUGCAACUGAUAAGCAGGCAAAUGAACCACUUGGAAAUGACGAGAAUGUUUAUUACGCCAUAGGUAAUACUACAAGUUUGGAUCGAAGGAAUUCAGGAUUUCAAAAUGCCUCAAGACUCUGCAGGACAUUGCCGGCCCUACGUCCAUGUACCAAUGCAACCGACGAACAAGCACGGAUCGGACAGCGAAAUGGAAACGCCAGCAACGGAAAUGCACAGGAGGACCAGUAUUAUCUCCAUGCAACUGAUCAGCAGGCAAAUGAACCACAUGAAAAUGACGAGAAUGUUUAUUACGCCAUAGGUAAUACUACAAGUUUGGAUCGAAGGAAUUCAGGAUUUCAAAAUGCCUCAAGACUCUUCAGGACAUUGCCGGCCCUACGUCCUUGUACCAAUGCAACCGAUCGCUUCCGACCGCCUGACGAGAUAUUGAGGCCAAAGCGAGCUAUUGUGUCAUCCGGUGCCGAGUAUGCUGUGCCCGAUACUGAACUUUGUACCAUCGACAUAGGUGGACGUUCAAGCAGGCGUGGAGAUCAGGAACCACCAGGUUACGAGAAACUCGAUGACUGCAACAGAACGUACGAGACAAUGUACACAUUCAUAAAAACAGCGGGAAUGAAAUAAUUACGAUAUUACAGAAACAGACUGACAAUUUGAAACAAUUUUUACAUUCAAGGAAGCAAUCCGAACAAAACAAGCCGCCAUUUAGAAAGAAAGAGCUAGCGAGUAUACCCUAUGAAACACGGGAAGGGCAAUGUAUGCCACAUAUUUAAAAUGCCAAACAAACAUGAAUAUAUAAGGAUGAGCGCUUACCACAUUCUUUGUUUAGUUAGUUUCAAAUUAUUUGUUUUACAACAUCAUAUCAAUCACUUUCGCUGACGUGAUGUUACGGUGUGUGGUCUUGUUUCGUGGCGGGGUAUCCAGACGAAACCCAGUUGUCAACGAAACCUAACUCACAUGCGCCUAAGUUGAGAAUCGAAACCGGGUCGCUUCGGUUAGAAGCGAGUACGAUAACAAGUGCCCUAACGGGACAGCCUUUGUUUAGUUGAUAAACCAGUUUGGUCUAGACAACAUGUACAAAGUGGAUGACUCUGAAAUGUUUGGCUUCUCCCAAAACGCACAUAUAUGCUUAUGAAAAGUGACAAUCACCUGCUUAGAUUUUUUUUACCAAAUAGAAGAAUGCAAAACGUGAUGAAAAUUACGUCCAAUAAGGACCUUACAGAAGUUCAUAAGCUCUAGUUUAAUUAAUUGUUAUACUGUGUUAGAAUCAUAAAAAUAAAUAUUUCUAAAACUUGAUAAUUGAGAGGUUUCUUAUGAUUGAAAUUGACAAUGUUGCUUAUUUCGUUUGCUAACAUACGAUUUAAGAAUGUGCCUUUUUCUAUUGUUAUAUAAAAUUGCUCCGCAAUCUUGUAAACUGUUCACUUUCUUUCAAUGUUUGCUGUAUAAUAAAUCAAUUCAU
Mya arenaria is the source of this 2450-nucleotide messenger RNA. RefSeq lists its product as uncharacterized. Lineage: Eukaryota; Metazoa; Mollusca; Bivalvia; Myida; Myidae. The transcript has 19 exons. The coding region runs from base 77 to 1615 and encodes 512 amino acids. The record is from RefSeq and is a predicted model, not a curated record.